Messenger RNA from Solenopsis invicta (red fire ant), 4279 nucleotides. Its product is annotated as pyridoxal-dependent decarboxylase domain-containing protein 1. Gene Ontology annotation, biological process: carboxylic acid metabolic process. The record is from RefSeq and is a predicted model, not a curated record. Bases 298 to 3045 code for a protein of 915 amino acids. Lineage: Eukaryota; Metazoa; Arthropoda; Insecta; Hymenoptera; Formicidae. Gene Ontology annotation, molecular function: pyridoxal phosphate binding; carbon-carbon lyase activity. The transcript is spliced from 10 exons. Gene Ontology annotation, cellular component: intracellular membrane-bounded organelle.
CGAUUAACUGCGGAACAAAUAUUCGCUAUUAGAUAAGCGAUUAACUCACGGGCUAUCAGGAUAAAAAGUUUAUACGAUAGUAAGAUAAUAAGAAAUAAGUUGUUAUAAAUAAUAAUUUAUUAAAUGCAUUUAAAGAAUCCAUGUACACUAAGCAGAAAAAUAUUUGCGCGAAGUUUAAAACGUUGAGCGCUCGAGUGUGCAAAAUUCUCUGUUUACUUUUUUCAUGAUGAGAGAGGAAUACGAUCGGACUAAUGUUCCACGAUAUUCGCGAAUUGAACGAAUGGCGCUGCGGCGGCCAUGUCGAUAAAGCAAGUAUCGUCCUUCGCGCUCGCUGGGCCCCGUUUUCCAAAAGUUCGCGAUUUUGUCGAGAAAUCGCGAAAAUUUCAGACAAAAAUUUAUCCAGUCGUGCUUCAGACAAGUCUCGGUUACGCAGGAGUGUCGAAAAAAAAAUCCCGUUCCAAGUACGCGGACGAUCGAUCAUCGUUCGGAUCACGCCGACGCCAGUGGUGCGACGCGACGCUACUGCCGAUCCUGUCGGCCACGACUACUGCCACGAUGGCCGAGGAAGCUGACACAAACGAUAACGCGGCGAUGGAAAGUAUAACGCAAAACAUAGCGGAGGUGCGUACUUGUGCGGCUAUUAAUGGGUUUGGUGAGCCACGGCGAUCGGCGACACUGGUCGGUGGCACCGGUGACGGCGACGGCGGCGACGGCAGCGACGGCAUACCGACCACGACGACAGGCCAGGUGGGCGUGAUACAGUUCCAGGCGUCGCAGGUGAUCGCGCGGCUGGAGCGCGCGGUGGAACGGGGGGCCGACGGCGGUGGCACCACGUGGAACAACCCCUCGGGUUUCCUGACGCAGCCAAAGAAGCCGGACGAGAUAUUGGUGUUGAUACAGGAUUUGGUAGUUCACGAGGACGCCCCACUCCCAGUCGAGGCAGGAUCCACGGACUUGCCGAUCAGUCAGAUCACCGCUCUGCCAGUUCUAACCGAGGCGGCGAAAUUGGCCUUAGUCACGCACGCUGUUUCGGCUUACGCGGUAGCGCUACCAAAAUCACACGCGCAGAAACUCGCAGGUCGUCUCGCAGCUGACACAACAAGAUGGCUCAGUCACAUCUUCCGGUUCGUCGACUGUGCGUCCUCUUUCCACGACGAUCACCUCGAGGGGCUGGUCAGGGUGACGCGACUCGCCCUACAUCGAAAAUACCCUCGGUACAUGGAGGAGGGUUUUACCGCGCUCGUUUCUCAGCCUCCCUUGAUUUACAGUUCCGUCGCCGCACCCAUGGGCGUCGUUCAGCAUUUAUGCAGACAGCUCUCUUUGCCACUUCAUUGCAUAAGACCAAUCCCACAUAACACUAUGUUCGGUUCGAGACAUACUAUGGAUGUCUCAGCACUGGAACGACGUUUAGCAGAAGACACUCAGUCAAACAACGUAACGCCGUUGCUAGUCCUAGCCGAAGCUGGCUCGGUAUUGACCGGCCAUUGCGACAAUAUUACGCGAUUACGAGCGAUAUGCGACAAAUAUAAUGUCUGGCUGCAUCUCAGAGGGCAUUCGUUAGCUGCGCUCGCGUUGAAUAAUUCGGCGAAAGAUCUGCCAUCGAAAAUAGCGGACAGCAUUACAUUACCUCUUGGAACGUGGCUUGGUAUACCGUCGCUACCGGUGGUCACAUUGUACAGAUUAGCAGAUAUUAAAGGGGGAAGGCCUACUCCGAGAGAUACUACUAUAUCGUUAGUUUCAGGAUUAAUGGCAGAUUCCCUCUCGAGACGACUACCGACUUUGCCUUUGUGGACCGUUCUGCAGGUUUUAGGUCGAGACGGUGUACAUAAUAGAUUUAAAAGGUGUUUCUUGGCUGUGGAAGAAUUGUAUAAUAAAAUUAAAGAGUUCUCUUGUAUUAGAAUAUUGAGUCAACCGCCAGGCGGCGAAACGGAAUCCUACACUUUAAGCGAUUAUCUAGCAAACCCCGUAAAUAAUUUACAGUUAUUUGAAGUAGUAGCGAACGCGUUAGUUUUCCAAUUCGUAUCUACGAAUAAGGAUCUUCAAGCCACGGAUCGCGUGCUGCCUUAUUACGAUAAGUUGAACUCCUGGUUGGGACAGAUUCUACAAAGGGAUAUUGACAAUAUACAAAUAGAACUUUGUGAUAUAGAACAAUGCGGUGUCGCGAUUCGCAUCUGUCCGUUGGAGAAUCCCGAUCAGCCGCCUACAUCCGAAGAUAUAGACAAUUUAGUAACCUGCCUGGAGCAACAAAUAGAAAUAUUGUUAGCGACAGUGGAACAUAAAGACACCUUUGUACGUUUAGUCUCGGAGAAUGAUUCUUUACAUUUAGUGGAAAUGCCAGGUUGGGCUGGUCUGGGAGGUGUGCGUUAUGCUCCACCUACUUGGAUUCACGUUAUGACCGAUCAGGCGAGGGAGGAGUUGAACAAACUGAAUAUGCAAUUGGUUGAAACUCUACGCAGUACGGAUGCCGCAUUUUCCCUCGGGGAAGGCGCGGAUGGUCUAGCUUGCGUAAGAUUUGGCAUGGUAACACAGGAAACAGACGUGGCCGAACUAUUGUCUUUAGUCUUGCAAGUUGGCCAGGAGGUGGAGGCUAGUUCUAAAAUGAUGGAUACCAUCUCUGAAGUAGUUAAGAGAGGUAUCGAGACGGCUCAAACGGAUCUGGAGAGAGAAAACGCGGAGAAGUUAUGGCAAGAGGGUAUUCUCAGACAUGUUCCUGUAGUAGGAACUUUUGUCAAUUGGUGGAGUCCUAUUUCGAAGGAAACGGGCGUUCGCGGCCGUAGUCUAAAUUUGCAAGCUGGUGUCGUAGAGAGUACGGAAAAUAUCUACAAGUACCACAUGCAAUUGCAACCUAAUUUCACGAACAGUAACGGUUCCGGCGCCAGAACUCCGCCUCAACCGUUGGUACAAACGCCAGUCGGUGCUAACAGUCAAAGUCACAGUCGAUCGUCAAGUCAUUCUAGCUUGCAAAGCGGUAAGAAUGUACCUCUAAUAAGCAAUGUCAGUUCCCAGCCCCAGGUGAAGGAGGAAUCUGUGCAAACAAAAUCGUAGUAAACGAAUUAUUUCGAUGAAUCGAGGACCCGUCGUUCCAGGUUGUUAAAUUUGAAAUAAGAACAAUGCUUUCCAAACGUGAAACGCUAAGACGUUACCCUGUAGGAGGUAUGAACUUUAGCAAAAUAUUAGACCGUAACUUGUAUAGCUUAUCGAUUGGGUUAAUAGAACGAGGUGCGAGCGACUCUUUAAAUUUAUUCUGCUACUGAUACUUUUGACUGGCUAUUUCUCGCCGAAGAUAUUUCUUGCUUUUAUGUAUCUAAGCAACAUCUCCGCCAUCUUUCUCCGCAAAAUUUCGUAACAUUUCGCUGUUAUUCGUGCUAUUAAGCGAGCAUGAUUUAAUCAUGGGAUGGCCCAUGUACUUACUAGACUGAUUACGUAGCAGUGUCGCUUUUAUAAAUUCAUAUAUAAUAGUUUUACUGAAAUAUCUCUUGCGGCAUAAUGGCCAGAAUGAAACAAUCUCUUCUAAUCCUUUAUUAUCCUUUUCUUGUACUUUAUUAAUAGUAAUUCGCUAGCUAAUAUAUUUCCCAUAGAAAAGAAUAUAUUGUAAGAAAUUAUUUAUAUAUAUAUAUUGUUGAAUAGUAUAAAGUUUUUUUUGUAUAAUAUUCUUCAUUUUUAAUAUUAGCUUGCUAGCCUGAGAUGCUUGCAUUCAAUUUUUUUGUUAUUACAAAUUAUUUAGAAACUUCUAAAGAAUUUCUAUUCUUUAUUCGCAGAUUUUUUAUCUUAAAAUUGCUUGUUAAUUUUGAAAUGAAUAGUUCGCACUCGUUAAGUUUUACGUCUUCAUCUGUAAACACAAUACUGCAAGUAAAAUGUAAUAAGAAAAUAUAUAUAGUGCGUCUAUGCAUUAAAAAUAAGCUAUACAUAUAUAUAUAUAUAUAUGUACAUUUUACCAUUUACAAAGGAGAUUUUGAAGAACAUACUUGAAUGAAAAUACAAUAGGAAAAGCAUUCUAAUAUUCGAAAGCUGUAAACAACUCGCCAAAGAAAUAUUAUUAUAUAUUCACACAAAAAGAAGAUCCGUAUUGUUGCUCUUCUAGUAUAUAAUCCCGAUGAUGACACCAGGAAAACUAUUUCAAUGAAUAAGAUCAUUAAAUAAGUUAUACUGCAUUAGAUUAUUCGUAAAUUGUUGAAAAAUAUCGAAAAUGCAAAUAAAUCAAGCAGUAUGUAUAUUUAUGUACCAAACUUGUAAUAAAAAGCAUUGCUAAUGAAUAAAUAAUAUAAAAUAAUAUAAGAAA